Tachyglossus aculeatus (Australian echidna) is the source of this 1860-nucleotide messenger RNA. It is a transcript of the gene CCDC63, whose product is annotated as coiled-coil domain containing 63. Lineage: Eukaryota; Metazoa; Chordata; Mammalia; Monotremata; Tachyglossidae. Gene Ontology annotation, cellular component: axoneme. Gene Ontology annotation, biological process: cilium movement; outer dynein arm assembly. The transcript has 12 exons. The record is from RefSeq and is a predicted model, not a curated record. Bases 155 to 1834 code for a protein of 559 amino acids.
AGGAGCGGGGUCUCCGGCAGCAAGGGAGCGUCGCCAGCCCGGACCCCCGGCAGGAGGAGGCUCAAUCUCCCGCUAAUCCCGGAAGCAAGCCCUGCAGCGGGAGAAUUGACCUUGUCGAAAUCUUAACACAGAAGGAAAGGCAAAUAUCUUCAAAAUGCCGUCAAAGCACUGGAGAAAACGUCUGCAGAAGGACCACAUGGAGCUCACUGAAAAAGAGAAACUAAUAAUGGAAGAGGCAGAGCUAAGGAAACUGGAGCAACAGUUCCGUAAAAUGCUGGAAAGUCGCAAAUCUCUAACUCUCAAAACUCAGAAGCAGAUAUUCAAGCAAUGCAAAGAAAUAGAAGCUCUGAAAGAGGAGCACGAUGAGAUUUCACUGCUUUUGAAUCUUGUGAGAUCACCAAAAAACUUGCAGAUGGAUGACAGAAACUGCACGGAACUCCAAUUUUUGCUACAAACCAAGGAGGAGUAUGAUUCUUUGAUUAAAACUAUGAGAAGUCUACUAUCACAACUGGAUGAGAAGAUACUUGAAAUAGAGAACACAAUUCUCAAACAAAGGCAGAUCUUAGUGAAAAUACAGGAGGCAAACUGUCCCCAGAGACUACAAAAGCAGAUUCAUAUUUUGGAGACUCGUCUUCAGCAAGUCACUGUGCAGUUUGAUACGUUACUGACCUCUAAUGCCGAACUCCGGCAGGAUAUUGAUAACUUGAAAUUUGAGAGAGAAGCUUUUGACAAUGUCUACCAGCACCUUCGCAAACAGGUUGGGCACCAGAAGAAGAUCAUGAAUGUGGCCAUUGAGCAGUCCACCCAAGCCUAUGACCAGCGGGUGGAAGCGAUGGCCAGAAUUGCCGCCAUGAAGGACAGACGGCAGAAGGACAUUAUCCAGUACAACUUGGAGAUCCGGGAACUGCAGCGCAUCUUUGAUCGUGAAGUAAAGCUCAAGAACUUCAUGACGAUCAAGCUUAUGGAUCGCUUUGAAUACGAGGAACAGUCCAAAAGGGAAGGAGCUCUGAAGGCGAGCAAGCGGGUCAAGAGCAAAAUCGAGAGUUUUGAGAGUUACGAGGUGGCACAUAUGCGCCUGCUCAAACUGGCUGGGGACAGGACCCUUGAUGAGUUGGUGCAGGAUUUCUUGGCAAAGGAAGAGAAGAACUUCGCCCGGUUCAGCUAUGUCACGGAACUGAACAAUGACAUGGAGAUGCUUCAAAAGAAGAUCCAAAGCAUUCAGGAUGAAAUUGUUUACUUAAGAUCCCAGCAGAAAACCUCUGAUGAUGAAAAUCAUAGCACUCUGAAGCACAUGGAGGAGAAACUGGACAAGACCACGGAGGAAGCCAACCUUUUGGAGAUUACCAACAAAGAGAUUUGCAAAGUCCUUGACCAGCUCAAGGUUGGGGUGGAGUUCCUCUUCAAAAAGAUAGACUGUGAUGCCACUGAGAUCAUGGAGCACCUGGGAGAGACAGGACAAGUCAAAGAUAACAAUCUGGCACAAUUCUUUGCAAUCAUUGAAAAGAAAACCAAUGAGCUACUUUUGAUGGAAUCCUAUCUGCGCUUGAAGGAAAUGGACAAAGAUCAGGAUUCGAUGAUCCCCUUCGUCAAUCCCUUUUUGAGUGGCUCUGCAUUCCUGAAGCCUGUAGAUGCUAUUAAAGUCAUCCCUCCACCUCUCAGCGGAGAUGUUUACACUGAAAAGCUGGAUGAUUCUGACAAACCUUUGGACCAUGAUUCUCUUCGGGAUAUGGUGACUGAAAAUUUAAAUGACAAGAGUUAUAAGGAUAAUUUCUUUGAGAAGGCAGAUGAACUCAGACAAGGAAAAGAUAAGAAGAAAUUCUCAUGCAUUGGAUAGGCUGUCCUGGAUCAAGUAUGCGCCAU